ACACUGACGUGAAAAGUGGACUUUUAUUGUGAAGGAGCUGCGGCGACGCUAGUCAGCGUGUCGCUGUGUUCCUGUGUUCAGUCUUGAGCGGCGUUAGAGCUGGGCGCGGGAGGAUCUCUGAGGCGGUGUCCCUGGCUGUGUGGCCUAAAGAAGGAUGCAGACGAUAAAGUGCGUCGUUGUUGGCGAUGGAGCGGUGGGGAAGACGUGCCUUCUCAUCUCGUACACCACCAAUGCCUUCCCCGAGGAGUACAUCCCCACUGUGUUCGACAACUACAGUGCCCAGAUGAGUGUUGAUGGACGCACGGUGAGCCUGAACCUGUGGGACACAGCGGGUCAGGAGGAGUACGACCGGCUGCGCACACUCUCCUACCCUCAGACCAACGUGUUCAUUAUCUGCUUUUCCAUCGGCAGCCCGUCGUCAUACGCCAACGUUCGACAUAAGUGGUUCCCUGAGGUGUCACACCACUGCCCCAGUGUGCCUAUGCUGCUUGUGGGGACCAAGCGCGAUCUGCGCAACGAUUCCGAGACCAUUAAGAAGCUAAAGGAGCAGAACCUGGUGCCCACCACACAGCAGCAGGGCACAGCGCUGGCAAAGCAGAUCAACGCGGUGAAGUAUUUGGAGUGCUCUGCUCUGCUACAAGAAGGCGUCAGGGAAGUUUUUGCUGAGGCCGUGCGCGCUGUUCUCUACCCUGUCACCAAAAAGAAUUCCAAAAAAUGCGUCCUCUUGUAGUUUGGCCUAGGGGACUGACGGAAAUGGACUCGGAGAGCUCAGAGGACAGACAGAUGAUCCUGGUGUUGAUAGCCAUCUCUUCUUCCUCACUCGUGUUUUUAACCACUCUAGGUAUUGUUUUUGGCUCCCUGAAUUAUUUCUUCUACAGUCACCAAAGUAUGCACUCUUUACUAGAACUGAAGAAACACCUGUUCAUUUCAGAACCACUUUCCCUUUUGGCCUCCUUAGUCUCCUUGGAACGCUGUGGUUGUCAAGAUCUCUCGCACUUACCUCAUGGUUUAAAAUGGAAUUUCAAGAUACAUGGCAAUAUUUUAAGAAUGAAACAAAGCAAUACAGAAACAAAGUUACCUAACCGUCUGACCUGUGUUCACCCAGUGCUCGAGGACGGUGGGAUUGUUUACUCGAGCAGUGUCUGAGGAGAGAAGUAACUCUUCUCUACUGCCUGAAGUUUUGUCCUUUUUGUGCCUAGCAGUAGCUCAGAUCCUUUCCUGACACAAAAAAAAAAUGUGAGGUGUGAUAUGUCAUACUUAUACACAUGUAGAGAGCUUAACACCUGAGAAUGAAAAAGCAGAAACCUCUUUAGAUAUUCAUUGUAUUUUACUAUUACCCAAGAUGUCAUAUUCUUUUUUUUUCGUUUGUUUGUUUCUGUGAAAUGAGGUGUUAGAAAGGUGUGCCAUUAUAUUGACACGUAUAUGCCUUAUACACACACCAUCUUUAGAUGAAACAAAAGUCUGCAGCCUAAUACAGUGGCUACAUAACAAACAGUUUAAGAUUUUUUUACAAGUCAUGUCUCGUAAAAAUGACUGUAGUGCUAUCAGAUCCUUGUAUGCCUGCAGCCCACACUUCCUAUUUUGUCUUCCCUCUGGUCCCACAUAAUGUAGAUGCCUUUCUGAUGCUUUUGUGUCUAGCAAUGCCUCACCAAUUUAAUUCCAAGUGCCUGACUUGUUUCUGGAUUUGAUCCGUAAUCCCGCCUUUUCCUGUGAAUCGUCUGAAGCCUCACAACUGAAUUGACUCAAAGAGUCGCUUCAUUUAGGAAUUGAAUCCUGUGAACAAGUGAGCACACAUUUCAGUGCUCUGUACAGCGAAGCAAUAAAAGUAAAUAGAGCGUUUGUCCUCUGUACUCGAAGGUUUAGUGCCAGGCUUGUGUGGCUGCAUCAUUCUUAACUCUCAGUGAUUCAUUCUUAAUCACAGCUUUUCACAGUGAGUCAGUGCUUAGCCCUGGCAGGUAUCGAUGAGAGCAUGUAUUCCCUUCUACAGGCAUUAGUCAAAUACACCAAGCUCAUUUCAUGCAUGCUUACAUUUGGAGAAAAAGGAAUGUCUCCGAAUGUCUUUAGAGCUUACAAAAGCGAUCACAACUAGCAUGAUAUCAUAAUGUCACUUUUUUUUUUUGUUGUUACUGACUGAUAAUUGACAUUUCAGUCCAUAUUCAUGUUUUUCACUUCCCUGUAAACGAUACAGAGCACUUGCUACUGUGUUUGUGUAAAGCUAGAUGUGUAUUAGAAUACAAUACAAACGUCUAGAUUCAGUUUCUGCUUCGCGAAAAAAUACACGUAUACAACUGCAGUGGUUUUCACAGUCUGAAGUACUCGUUAUGUGUGCUCUGUAAGGACGAGCUUCACUGAGACUGCCAUAUAAAGCCAAAAAUCACAGAUUGAUCAACUGUACUUGUGAAUGAAUUCCUAUUGUCUGGUUUAGUUUCUUUCUUUUUUUUUUUCUUUUUCUUUCCAACGUGUUAUGUGCUUAAAAAGUUUAAUUAGCGGUUGACCAAUAUUUUAUUUUUUUGACAAAUUGCAUUACAUAAGCCUAUGCAUGAGUGAAGCUUUAUUCCUUUUUUUUUUUUUUUUUUUUUUUUUGUAUCUCAACAACAGUUAUUAUAAAUACCAUGUGGUUGCAACUUUAUCAUGUUACAGCGCCUGCACAUGUAAUCGCCAUCUUGGGUUUGUGGCUGAUGCAAAACUGACAUCGCUGAACAGUAGCUUGGUUUCAAAAGUGAAGUGGUACUUGGAUUAUUUUUUGUUUGUUUUGUGCGUGCUGAAAGGGUUGCACAUUUCUCUACGUAUCAAGGCUUACUUGCUGUGUCUCUGAGUUAGUCAGGCUUCUCGAAUGCUAAUAGCUUUUAAUUUUAUAUAUAUAUUUUUAAAUUUUUGACUACAAUACUCAGCCAAAGAGUGCCUUUGGAUACAAAGAUAUCAGACUGAGAGCACAUUGAGACAGCGGACCUGUUCUAUUCUACUCUAAGCAUAAUAACCAUCCAAGCCAUUUCUUAUUAUUGCCUUUAAUCUAAUCUUUAUUGAAAUGAAUUCCACAAUGCAAAAUCCAUUGAACGGUUCUGGUUUUGUCAGUGAGGAAAAAACCCUCAGAAAACCGUGGAUGCAUCAAUUCUAUGUUGGUCUGCCUGCUUUGGUGUAUGGUACUGCAUUUAUACACUGGGAACUUGAUUUUUUUUUUCUUCAAAAUUGUCAUUUUUAUAACAAACAUUUGUAUAAAUGAACUAACAGUGUAAUGACUUUAAAUUAUGCUAAAUAAAACUAUAAUUUACAGUUCAUUGUGGGUUUUUUCCCCCCUUACGCUUCUGUUUCUGUAGAGCUCACAGGAAAGAUUACUAAGUUACAAGUCAGGAGUCCAAAUGGAAACGAUUGCCUACCAAAACGGAAAGAGGAAACUGAUCAGUAAGCUGGGUGGCAUUAGGUUUUUAUUUUUUUGGGUCGCUGUGACUAAGUGCAGAAGCUUGUGUCGUUAUUUAAACAGGUUUCCGCUGCUCUCAUGCAAAAAGCCACAUCAAAGGUGCUGACGUGCAUCAGCUGCUGCAGCAAAACAAUAUCAACACCUCACUCCCUUGCACACACCAUUGCAGCCUUCUGUGUCAAAGGAAGCAAUCUGGUUUCUGUGCUGUACUUACAUUACUGUGACUCGAACUGGAAUGAUACUGUUAUGAUGAAAAAGACAAAUAAACGAAAAGAACUGGC
Messenger RNA from Hemibagrus wyckioides, 3696 nucleotides. It is a transcript of the gene rhogd, whose product is annotated as ras homolog gene family, member Gd. Gene Ontology annotation, molecular function: GTPase activity; protein kinase binding; GTP binding. Gene Ontology annotation, biological process: regulation of cell shape; small GTPase-mediated signal transduction; actin filament organization. The coding region runs from base 155 to 730 and encodes 191 amino acids. Gene Ontology annotation, cellular component: cell projection; cell cortex; cytoskeleton. The transcript is spliced from 2 exons. The record is from RefSeq and is a predicted model, not a curated record. NCBI's taxonomy places the organism in Eukaryota, Metazoa, Chordata, Actinopteri, Siluriformes, Bagridae.